GGUGGAUGGAGCUGUUAUACAAAAACUGAAAAACGACAGUCCAGCUCUUUUUUACUGCAUAUCAUUAUUCAGUCCAAUUUUCCCUUUAGAUUAUUGAAGGGAGGAAAAUCCUUGACAUGCAAAAAGAAUCUAGUGAAGAUGUUGAUACGCAAAACGUCAAUGUGCGUAAACCCCAUAAAAAACGCCGAAAAGCGAAGAAGUCUCGAGAUGUACUUAACAGUUUACAGGAUGAUGCUUCGAAGACUUCAAUAAAUUCUCAAAUUUAUUCGACUAAGAGAAUAGAAUUUGAUGACGAUGGAGAAAUAAAAAAUUUAUACGCUGCAGAUAACUGGGAUCUUUCUGAUUGUACUCGCAGGUCGAAAAAGCGUUCAGGAUACGUCACUUUUUCAAACAUAUGUGCCGAACAGAGAUUUACACCGAAAUCUGGAGUGUCAAACCUUGAGAAUACUGAUAUUAUAUCUUACAUUUCAGAAGAUGAGUUAGAAUCCGUACAUGAAAUACCGAUCAAACAUGAAAAGAAUCAGCAUUUAGAAGUGACAAUCUACAGUUUUCCUAAUAACUAUGAGACUGUUGUGAAGUAUUGGUAUGAUACUUUUCAGAAACUUCAUUUACUCACCAGAAUAACUGAAAACCAGGAGGGUGCCAACAAUUAUUGUUCAGUAGUUGAACAAACCCCAAAUGGAAGUCCGUCAAACAACACAUCAUUACAUGAUUCAACAACCAUCAUCUUUUAAUCUCAUGAAUAUUGGUUUGUAAUAUUUCAUUUCUAUUCACGUGAAGUAUAAUUUGACACUUAAAGUCCCUUGAUAAGAGUCCGUAGAACGUAUUUCUAUGUAUAAACCCUGUGGUCCUUUUUGUUCAAUUCUGCGAAAAUCAAACCUAUAAUUUCAGUAUAAAUAUUGGGAAGUACAUUUUGAGUAAAUACACAUUUUCGGUAAUUUCUCAUCAGGGUUUACAAUUACAGUAAAAAUAAUUCAAUCGGGGUAUUUAAACAGAACUAAACAGCGGUAAAGAUUAUAGAUAAAAUAUUUGUAAUAUCUCAGUGAGUAGAAAAAUUAGAUUUUCUGACGUUUCGUGACUCAGUGUGAACUACUUCAGAGAAAAAAUGACCAAAUUAAAAUUAACCCAAGUUUAAAACAACAGUAAAGAUUAAAAUAAAAUCGUUCAAGUGUUGAUUUGGUCGUUGUAGUUUGCUAGUCAUUUAUUUAUGUGUAUACGGCGUAAAGAAAAAGAAUCAUUAAAUGCCCUGGUGCGGCCGAGGGUAAAGAGAGUCAGUUCUCCUUAUCGAAAUGCUCUCAUAUGGUCACGAGUAUACAGCUAUUUCUAAGGAAGUUCUACUCACUGCCUUCUCGUGCUGGGGCUGUUAUUUACGAAAUUGAGAGGACGAAAUUCGAAUAUCCGGUGCUUUAACCAGGUUUGCGGAUACGGAGAGUUCAUCCAAGGGAGUUGGAAAACCCUGAUUCCAAACCAAUAGUGCACAUGGGCUCCAGUUUCCUGAAGGGACGAACGGCGUACGAACCAAUCGUUGGUCGCCGGACUUACACCGUAGCGAAUGAUUCUGAGCUACUUCACCCAGUCUCCACUGGUUACGAUAAUCACUCAAACCCCAACCAGGUAGUAUGUAAGUACCUACAUGGGUCAGUUUACCUGUUAUUGUUUUCAUGGACUGAUGAUGCAUCUUAGUUUGGCUGCAAUAGCUUUCUUAGGACUUACUCAUAUGCCACUUAUUAUCGCGUGUCGAAGUAGUCGGUGAAUGAACUUGCGUAAUCCUGCUUCGGUCUGAGCACUCGGGCAGUAUCACAGCCCAUACACACUUAUGUGGUGUAUAUGUACUUGGUGCCCCUUUGUACUAAUAUGAGUGGAUGCAAUUUAAGUAGACAGAAAGCUCCAACGAACGCCAAUUCCUGUUAUUAACUCAGGUGAUAGGUCGAUGUGUAAAGUACUGUAAAACUGAACCAGAAAAAGUCUUGUCCUGUCGUUGUAUAUUGUGUGACCAAAUGAGUAUGCAUUGCUUUGUGUUUUAAAGUGAAUACGUUACUAGAGAGUCAUGGAUGUUUCAAUCACUAAAAUCGGGUUGUCAUAUACUUGAUUACUUCACUUUACAGAAUAUUUCACAACACUUCUAAUCCUAUUUUUCCUAUCUAUUUUCAAAAUACAAUACUUAAUGUAAAUUAGGUAUACUGAGCAUUAUAAACAUUCAGUAGAAACCAAGGAAUUAUGAAGAAAGUACGAACCCAGACAGAAACUGGGAUAAUUAAAAUGACUUAAUAAUGAUUCAAACUCGUGAUAUAGAUGUGUAUUAAACUAUGACACUAUCAAUUAAGGUAGAUUAUUAUCAAAUAUAAGAUCUAUGUAUGAACUAUACCUUGUGAAAGUAGCCAGAAAGUCACAUUAUCCUGUAGAAUAGUUAUUUAUCGGUAUCAUAUAUUUUUGUAGAGAACAAAUGGAAAACUGUCAAUAACAAUAUGGUUUUUUCCGAGACCGGUCUUCCGAAUAGGCCUCUAAAAUAUUGGAAACGAAUACGCUCAUUUGCAAAUGUUUUACAACAAUCUGGAAACAAAUAGAUUUAAAUGUAAUACUUCA
Molecule: messenger RNA, 2583 nt
Organism: Schistosoma margrebowiei
Lineage: Eukaryota; Metazoa; Platyhelminthes; Trematoda; Strigeidida; Schistosomatidae
Source: the annotation of a GenBank genome assembly